GUCGCACCGUACAGGUCGUCCGUGAGUUGCGUACCGGUCCGCGAUCAUCAUGUCGCGAGAUGUCAUGAGUGAGCAACAAAUCAAUAUCAAAUUCGUGAAAGAAGUACAGAAAUACCCAAUACUAUACAACUUUGAGUUGCCUUCUUACUCUCGGAGGGAUGUCAGCGACGAAGCCUGGAGAGAAGUGGGCAAGGCAAUGAGCAUGACGCCAUCAGCAUGCAGAGAAAGAUGGCGGAACUUACGAGCUGUGUUUAUGAGGACAAUGAAAGCCCCGCCGCCAAGGGUAACAGGGAAAAAGAAACCUUAUUACCUUGCUGAUGUGAUGCAAUUUGUCGUGCCAUUCAUGAGACCGAUCGCUAUGGCAGAAGCAGCGAAAGACAAACAAAAGAAGAAUCAAACGCUAGAAUGUAAAGAAGGAGACAACCAGCCUAUUGAGGUCGAAAUAGAACAUAUCAAGGUGGAGCCGGUGGAACAAGAGGAGGACUCUGACGAGUGGGGCCCGUCCUCUGUCGAGGAGGAGAGGGAAGGUACUCCUCACGCAAGAAAACAAUCAAUGCAAGAUGAAAAGCCCCAACAGAUCAACAAGAUGGCCAAGUUGCAGCCGUCAUCCACCGUGACACUGGACAGUGAUCACGUCAAGUCAUUCCUCAACAGCCUCCUACCAGAACUCCACGAAAUGAGCUCUCGACAGUUCAAACACUUCAAGAGACGAGUCCUACUGUUGAUAGAUGACAUCAUGACAGAAAUACCCGCCAGUCCAAAGAGACAGCCCGACGACGAAUAUAUUAUGUAAUUAUGAUAAGUAGUUAAGACAACAAAUACUUAUAGUUUGCUGGUUAAGAUACAUUAAGAAAGAAGUUCAAACAGUAAUUCCAAAUAAUGAAACACU
Spodoptera exigua (beet armyworm) is the source of this 889-nucleotide messenger RNA. NCBI's taxonomy places the organism in Eukaryota, Metazoa, Arthropoda, Insecta, Lepidoptera, Noctuidae. The record is from the annotation of a GenBank genome assembly.